UUGAGUAAUGAGACAGUAUGUCAUUUUGACAGCUGCCAACUCCUGACUCACAACAAUUAUAAGCCAACCUUUGCUGCGGAGGUGUUCUUGGUGGCCCGGUGGCCUGGUGGCUAAAGCUCCCGCUUCACACACGGAGGGCCCGGGUUCGAUUCCCGGGGGGUGGAAACAUUUCGACACGUUUCCUUACACCUGUUGUCCUGUUCACCUAGCAGCAAAUAGGUACCUGGGUGUUAGUCGACUGGUGUGGGUCGCAUCCUGGGGGACAAGAUUAAGGACCCCAAUGGAAAUAAGUUAGACAGUCCUCGAUGACGCACUGACUUUCUUGGGUUAUCCUGGGUGGCUAACCCUCCGGGGUUAAAAAUCCGAACGAACUCUUAUCUUAUCUUAUCUUAAAUUCACUCAUCAACACUAGUUGCAGGCAAUUUCUUUACCAAAUCACCAUGCACUCCGACACACGCACUCCACUUUCGUACUUUGCAAUUAUCUCUUUCUUCAUUUCAAUAGUUAUUAGCACCUUUUUUCUCAAAGGGUUGGCACUAGAAGCUUUCUUGGGGCCCAUGGUUACUUAUUUUGCAGACACAAGCACCAAAAACAGUGAUAAUAUGGAUAAUAUGGAAUGUACCGAAUGUAUCCUUAGAUGUGCGCACACUGGCUGGCUUGUAAACACUAGCAUACACGGGGCAGUUCAGGCCACACGUAGACACGUCUCGUAUGAAUCGUAUCAAAUGUUGGGUUUUCCAUCGAAUGUCGAGGCAAAAUUUUUGCGUUAAAAUGCAUCGAAUGUCGGAUUUAUCAAAUGUCGAUGCCAUCAAAUGUCGGGGGUCCACUGUAAUUGCCAAAUCUUAAAUCUGCCAAGCAAUCAUGGCACCUAGUAGGCAUACAAGUGUUGCUGAAAGUUUCAAGAAAAGGUUUGAGCAUUUAAUUCUUAGAAUUAAUGAAGACAAUAGAGAUAUUAGACAAGAGAUAGCCUCUAGCCGGAAUGAAGCGUCAUUUUAUACACAAAAAGAAUGAGGUAAAUAUGAGUUUGUGUGAUGACUGACUGACUUACUGACUGACUUGACUGACUGACUGACUUGACUGACUGAAUGACUUGACUAACUGAAUGACUUGACUGACUUACUGAAUGUCUUGACAGACUGAAUGACUUGACUGAUUGAAUGACUUGACUAACUUACUGACUGAAUGACUUGAUUGAUUGAAUGACUAGACUGACUUGACUAAAUAACAUACUGAUUUGACUGACUGAAAGACUUGGCUAACUGAAUGACUUGACUUACUGAAUGAUUUGACUGACUUACUGAUGUGACUGAAUGACUUACUAACUAACUUGACUGACUUACUGACUGACUUGACUGACUGAAUGACUUAGAGUUAGACUUUUUCACUGAAGAGGAUCCUGAAAUAGUGUCUAGAGCAGCUGAUGCCUUACCAUCAGAUGUAUAAUGUACUGUAGAGUAAAAUAGAACAGAAAUCCCUUACAGAAUUUAUGCACACUCUAGUACAGUGGACCCACGGCUUACGAUAUUAUUUCUUUCCAGAAGUAUGUUCAGGUGCCAUUGCUGAACGAAUUUGUACCCAUAAGGAAUAUUGUGAAUUAGAUUAGUCCAUUUCAGACCCCCAAACAUACACGUACAAAUGCACUUACAUAAAUACACUUACAUAAUUGGUCGCAUUGGGAGCUGAUCGUAAAGCGGGAGUCCACUGUACAUCCAUCGACUUUUGUACCAGUACCUCUACCAUCCACUUUAGCCAAGCAGGACCACAGCAUAUCUCUCCGCUCUCUUCAUAAUCAUCCACAAACACCAGCACCCACAAUUUAAGGUCAAGGGUGAAACUUCUUCCUGACAAACAAGAAAGAGAGUAGUUUUGGCAGUCAGCAGGCUGAAGGCUACUUCAAAUGUGGUUUUGCUGUAGUUUCCUCAGGAAUAGCUCAUCAUUACAGUGUAAGAAGUGCCAACAGCCGAAGUCAUAAGUGUAUACAGAAGAAGAACCCUGUAACUCUUAAUUAAAAGAGCUUUCCCAAGAUAAACAUGUAUAUCUUAACAAAUAAUACAUAAAUAGAAAAAAGAAAAUGCUUGUGUUAGUUAAUGCAGGUGUGCUAAUAUUAAGGAGAUGAACCAUAUUGAUGUUCAGAAUGCUUAAAUGACUUCACAUAAAUCUGUCAAGAUAUAGCAGAAUUACUUCAAAACAAAAAACAUAUACCAUUUAUAGUACAUAUGUAAAAUAUAUUGUACAUGAAUGCACCUGAGCAGCAAAUAUGGCUGAUCAUAAAAGAGCAGAACAUACGAGUGUUCAUACAGAAGGAAAGCCAUAUCAGUGUUUAGUGUGUUCAAAAAACUUUGCUCGAAAAUCACAUCUUGUUGUUCACAUGCGAGUUCAUACUGGAGAGAAGCCAUAUCGGUGUACACGAUGUCUAAAAACUUUUUCACAUAAAUCACAUCUCACAGCUCAUAAGACAAUUCAUACAGGAGAGAAACCAUAUUGUUGUACAGUGUGUAAAAAGGGCUUUUCAAUAAAAGCAAAUUUGGCAACACACAUGACAGUUCAUACUGGAGAGAAAUUAUAUCGAUGUCCAGUGUGUCUGAAAGACUUCUCGUACAAAUCAUAUCGAGCCAUUCACAUGAGGUAUCAUACAGGAGAGAAACCAUUUCAAUGUUCUGAAUGUCUGGCAGACUUUUCACGAAAAUCGCAUCUAGAAACACAUAAGAAAGUUCAUUCAGGGGAGAGACCUUAUCAGUGUUCUGUGUGUUUAAAAGAUUUUUUAUUAAAAUCACAUCUAGUAAGUCAUGGAACGGUUCAUUCAGGGGAAAAACCAUAUCAGUGCUCUGAGUGUUUAAAAAGCUUUUCACGAAAGCCAGAUCUAGUGAAACAUGGAAAAAUUCAUACAGGAGAGAAACCAUACCAGUGCGCAGAAUGCUUAAAAAACUUUUCACGGAAAUCUGAUCUAGAUAUCCAUGCAAGGGUUCAUUCAGGAGAGAAACCAUAUCAGUGUGCAGAGUGCUUAAAACCCUUCUCCCAGAAGUCACAUUUAGCAAAACAUGUAAUAGUUCAUACAGGAGAAAAACCAUACAAGUGUGCUGAGUGUCCAAAAGCCUUUUCAUAUAAAUCUUCUUUAGCAAAACAUAGGAAAGUUCAUCCAGUAGAUAAUAUUGACUAUAAGAAUAUUUAAAAAGUUUUUAACUAGUUUGAAUCAAAUAACACAUACAUUUAGUGUUAGUAUAACAACAUUGUGGUUUAAAGCUUUAGAUUAAUAUUAAUUUACUCUAGAAUUACACUUGAGGAUUCUUAAGGGAUAAAAUUUUUGAUGUUCCAGUUGUUAAAUAAGAUCACAUGUGGCCACUGUUUUAUAUAAGCCAUUUCUUUGAAAGAUAAACACUAUCUCAUAAAACUUGAUAAUAUCCAUGAUGAACCAAAUGUCUUGUUUUGAAUUCAGUUUUAUUUUUUUAUUUUUUUUAGGCUAGUUAUGACUUUCUUCAGUUACAGUAUUGUGACUUGCAUUCUUCAGAUUAUACAGUGGUACCUUGGAAUACGAACAGCUCAAAACUCAAACAAUUAUGUAAGUGCUUUUGUAAGUGUAUUUUCGGGAGUCUGAAACGGAUUAAUCUAAUUUACAUUAUUCCUUAUGGGAACAAAUUCGUUCAGUAUCGGCACUCGAACAGCCUUCUGGAACGAAUUAAGUUCGUAUCCCGAGGUACCACUGUUUAAGUUUAUUGAACACAAAAUUCUUUUAAGGUGAAAAAGAAUUAUAAAUAUAAGUUUUGAAGAAACAUUAAUGUAACUCAAAAUAACCUACUAGUUCACAGGUUUACAAAAUGUAAUGCUGGAAAUUUGGAGAGAUUGGGACAGUAGCAAAUUGGUUAAGUGGCAGAAUAAAUUGCAGAAAAAAAAGAGGAUCUGGAAGAAUUGCUAGAAUAAGUGGACAGAAGAUUAUAAAACCAUAGUGCAUGUAUUUACACAUGCUUUCCCUGUGAUUGGUUUCCUACCCUCACAGCCCAACCUGAGGCUAGGCCUCCUUGUUAAGAUACUCCAGAUAACCCAGGAAAGUCAGUGUGUCAUUGAGGAUUGUCUGUCUUAUUUCCAUUGGGAAAUAAGACAGACAAAUCUUUUCCCUCAGGCUGUGACCCACAUUGGUCGACUAACACCCAGGUACUUACUUCCUUGCUAGGUGAACGGGGACAACAGGUGUAAGGAAACACGCCCAGUGAUUCUACCCUUGCUGGGGUUUGAACCACCAACACUCAGUGUGUGAAGCGAGAACAUUGCCUACCAGGCCACAGGACACCAACUUAUCAUUCAGGCUAUUUGUUCUAGUAACCUCCAAGCCAUCACAAUCUGGCAGAUCUGACACAUGUAGAAGGAAUUUGUUCAGCUUCUUGGAAACUUUAUUUUCAUUGCAGCAGUAUUUCUAAUAUCUGUUUUUAAUGUGAUGAACAUUCUUCACCUAUGCAUGUUGACACAAUGUUCUUGAAUUGGACCCACCCACCUUCCCUAGUCUUUACUGUAUUUAUUUCACUAUUUAUUCCAUGUCUUUCACUGCAGUAAGUUGUAACAGCAGUGUUAAGGUUAAGGAACAUUUCCUCUAGUACCAUCCAUAUGGAGUUAAAGAUUUAUUUGUAAACAGGGAAUUUUGUUGAAGGCAGCAGGUCAUUUAUUAAGAGGCCAGGGGCACUAAUGACAGGGUAACAGAUGGGGACAUUAAUGACAGGGUCACAUAUGGUGCACUAAUGACAGGGUCACAUAUAGGGCACUAAGAACAGGGUCACAAAUGGGGCACUAAUGAAAGGGUCACAUAUGGGGCACUAAUGACAGGGUCACAUAUAGGGCACUAAUGACAGGGCCACAUGAGGGGCACUUAUGACUGGAUCACUGAUGACAAGAGCACUUAUUAUUAGGCAUUUAUGAUGUAGGCACAUGAAAGGUGCACUUAUGAUGGGGCAUUUAUGAAGCGAGCACUAAUGAUAUAGGCACACAAAAAUGCACUUAUGAUGGAGACAC
Molecule: messenger RNA, 4995 nt
Organism: Cherax quadricarinatus
Lineage: Eukaryota; Metazoa; Arthropoda; Malacostraca; Decapoda; Parastacidae
Source: RefSeq, a predicted model, not a curated record